CAACAAACAAGCAGCCCAAGCCGGCCCUAACGGAAGGCCAACUUUACAUGCUUACCUUUGCCCGUCACAGUCGCUGCUAUCGCACUAACGAGAUACCCUGUCAUGCUGCUGACGUUUCACCAAGUAGUCGUUCGUCAUCUCUGCUUCUAACUUGCCAGCGCUCAGCCCUUUGCCCAUCCGUGUCGCGAUUCGCGCGGGAAGGCAUCCGCUUUGUCUGCACGCAAUCAAAUAUGGACGGUUUAGCUCCUACUCAAGUUGGCUCUGAUGCAAGAAAUACAGCUCCAGCUACCGCUGGGGCGCCCGAGGCAUCAACGUCGGCGUUAGCACCCGCGGCCCCGCCCACCCUCGAGUCCCUACGCGACCGCCUCCGCGAGUUCGCGCAAGAGCGAGACUGGGAGCAGUACCACACGCCCCGCAACCUGCUGCUGGCCCUGGUGGGCGAGGCGGGCGAGUUGGCGGAGCUGUUCCAGUGGCGGGGCGAGGGCGAGGCGGGGCCGGGGCUGCCGGGCUUCAGCGCCCAGGAGCGGGGGGCCGUGGAGGAGGAGCUGGCGGACGUGCUGCUGUACCUGAUCCGGCUGUCCGACGUGUGUGGUGUGGACCUGGGCGCGGCCGCCGCUGCCAAGAUCGCCAAGAACGGCGCCAAGUACCCGGCGGAGCGGUGCCGAGGCAGCGCCGCAAAGUACCACACCUACCAGGAGAUGCAGGCGGAGGCGCGGCAGCAGAAGCGGGGGCGCGAGGAUGCGCAGGCGGAGGCGGAGGAAGAGCGGGAGGGGGGAGAGCGGGCGGGGGGAGAGCGGCAGGGGGGGCAGGGCAGGGAGGGGAGGGAGGCGGAUGGGCCGCAGCGGUGACGGGGGCGGGCUUCGGUGGGAGGGAGUGGGGGGCAGCAGGCAGCACACUUGGCGUCGUGUGUGUGACAGCGGAAGGGGGUGGAGCCUGAGCCCAGGUGUGGCUGCGCCUGGAUGGGGCGAGCGCAGCAAGUCGGUGUGGGGGGUGCCAGGCGCUAGGAGGAGGAGACAGGCCGCACGCGGAGCUGAGGAUUGAGCAGCUGCUUGGAUGGACCUCGAUACACACGACCGCGACUGCGACCGCGCAAUGGCGGAACUUGAGGAAGGCACACAG
Messenger RNA from Chlamydomonas reinhardtii, 1119 nucleotides. RefSeq lists its product as uncharacterized. The transcript is spliced from 3 exons. Gene Ontology annotation, molecular function: nucleoside triphosphate diphosphatase activity. NCBI's taxonomy places the organism in Eukaryota, Viridiplantae, Chlorophyta, Chlorophyceae, Chlamydomonadales, Chlamydomonadaceae. Gene Ontology annotation, biological process: nucleoside triphosphate catabolic process. The coding region runs from base 231 to 848 and encodes 205 amino acids. The record is from RefSeq and is a predicted model, not a curated record.